This is a messenger RNA of Hemibagrus wyckioides, 6980 nucleotides long. It is a transcript of the gene ddr1, whose product is annotated as discoidin domain receptor tyrosine kinase 1. Gene Ontology annotation, molecular function: protein tyrosine kinase collagen receptor activity; collagen binding; ATP binding. The transcript has 18 exons. Bases 206 to 3133 code for a protein of 975 amino acids. The record is from RefSeq and is a predicted model, not a curated record. Gene Ontology annotation, biological process: multicellular organism development; protein phosphorylation; cell surface receptor protein tyrosine kinase signaling pathway. Lineage: Eukaryota; Metazoa; Chordata; Actinopteri; Siluriformes; Bagridae. Gene Ontology annotation, cellular component: membrane; signaling receptor complex.
AUAUAUAUAUAUAUAUAUAUAUAUAUAUAACGGUUGGAUUUUAACCUGAUCUUAUACACUAAACUGAAGAAUUGGGGAUUAAAGCAGGACCAACAGGAAAAACUUUCUCAAGCGGCGACCAGAUCCCAAAGCUUCUUCUUGCCUGCCUUUUCGGCAUGUCUGGGGUAGUCACUCCAGACAGGUAACCGGGUGUGUUGCUGUUGCCAUGGCAACACGGCUGCAGCCAAUGUUGCAUCUCCUCCUCCUCUGCACCCUCCCGCUCUCCUUGACGGCGGCACAGGACCAUGAGUGGCAUUUUGACUCGUCUACGUGCCGUUAUGCACUGGGAAUGGAGGAUGGAACGAUCCCAGAUUCAGAUAUCUCAGCAUCCAGCGCCUGGUCUGACUCCACAGAGGCUAAACAUGGCAGGCUCAGCACAGGAGAGGGGGACGGUGCGUGGUGUCCAUUAGGUCCGGUCUUUCCCAAUCCAUCAGAGUAUUUGCAGGUGGACCUGCACAAGCUGCACUUUCUGUCACUGGUGGGCACGCAGGGUCGCCAUGCCGACGGGCACGGACGGGAGUUUGCACGAAGCUACCGGCUCCGUUAUUCCCGGGAUGGCCAAAAAUGGAUCACCUGGAAGGACCGCUGGGGCCAGGAGGUGAUCUUGGGCAAUGAAAACACGUAUGAAGUGGUUCUAAAGGAUCUGGGUCCUCCAAUCAUAGCACGAAUGGUCCGGUUCUACCCUUUGGCUGACCGCAUGAUGAGUGUGUGUCUAAGGGUCGAGCUCUAUGGCUGUUUGUGGAGCGAUGGACUGAAGGCCUACACUGCACCAAUGGGUCACAUUAUGUACCUUUCCGGCUCUCCUGUUUAUCUCAAUGACUCCAUCUAUGACGGCAGCGUGGAAGCAGGGGUGUUGUUUGGAGGUUUGGGUCAGCUAUGUGACGGGGUGUUAGGAGGAGAUGACUUUGCGGAAACUAAGGAGCUACGGGUCUGGCCGGGUUACGACUAUGUUGGCUGGAGCCGUGAAGCACUGGGCAAACCCACAGUCGAUAUAGAGUUCCACUUUGAGAAACCACGCCUCUUUCACACCAUGCAGGUCCACAGUAAUAACAUGCACACGCAGGGCGUGCGCGUCUUCUCCAAGGUGUUGUGCGAGUUUAAGGCGAGUUUGCUGAGCCCGUGGAGCGAGCCGCCUCUAAGCAUGCACGUGCCCCUGAGCGACCUGCGUGACCCCUCCUCACGUACGGUCACACUGCCUCUGGAAGGCCGGCCUGCGCACAUCCUCCGCUGCCACUUCACCUUCUCUGACCGCUGGCUGCUUAUCAGCGAGAUCAACUUUUACUCUGAGCCUUUUGAUAGUGGCUUACCGUUACCAUCUGUAGCGACGGCUCCUCCCUCCCUCACUUCUCGCUCUCCUCUCGUCACCUCGCCCCCUCUGACCUCUUCCAUCUUUCCCAGCACUACCAAUUCCAGCAGGCACCAGGCGGGUGAUGCUGGGGAUGAAUUAGCUGCCAUCACUCCAAGGGCAGGGCUACCUGUGGCUAAGGAUGACAGCAGCAACACUGCUAUCCUGAUUGGCUGCCUAGUGGGCAUUAUACUGCUGUUAUUGGCUGUCAUCGUUGGUAUUCUAUGGAGGCAGUACUGGAAGAAGCUUCUCGGCAAGGCCCAGGGCAGCCUCUCCAGCGACGAGAUGCGAGUUCACCUGUCGGUUCCGACAGAGAACGUGGUGAUCAAUAACACAAACACACACACAUACUCCAGUCGUUACCAGCGCAUACACACUUUCCCGGAUGACCCCGAGAGAGAUGGAGAGUACCAGGAGCCCAGCACUGUGGUACGCCCGAGAGAGCAGCGGGACAGCACAGCCUUGCUGUUAAACAACCCAGCCUAUCACCUUCUCCUGUCUGACCUGAGAUAUGGCCCCAACAGGCUGCCAAACUGCUCCAGAGAGUCUGUUAAACCCCAAAACCUGCCCCAGGCAUGCAGUCUAGAUAUGGAUGAUAAAGCGCUGCCCGUUCAGGAAGGACCGCCCCCGUACCCCGGAGCUCCGCCUCCACUCCUGGGAGCUCAUUAUGCAGAAGCCACAGGGGGCGGGCCCAGUGUGCCUCAUUAUGCAGAAGCAGACAUCAUCAGCCUGCAGGGUGUAAGCGGGAAUAACACCUACGCCGUCCCUGCCCUCUCGGCCACGCCCACGGAGUGCCCGCCCCUUCCUGAGCUACAGCGGGAACGCCUCCUCUUCAAAGAAAAACUUGGAGAGGGCCAGUUUGGAGAGGUUCAUUUGUGUGAGAUAGAAAACCCUCAAGACCUCCCGAAUCUCGAGUUCCCUUUCAAUGUGAGGAAAGGACGCCCUCUGCUGGUAGCUGUGAAGAUUCUGCGGCCCGAUGCCUCAAAAAACGCCAGGAACGACUUCCUGAAAGAAGUGAAGAUCUUGUCUCGUCUGAAAGAUCCGAACAUAAUCCGGUUGCUGGGGGUGUGUGUGAGCAGUGACCCUCUGUGCAUGGUUACUGAAUACAUGGAGAGUGGCGACCUUAACCAGUAUCUCUCCCAGCGAGUGCUACUGGACAAGACCGGGCCACUGCACAACAUGCCAACCAUCAGCUACCCUGCCCUGAUCUCCAUGGCGAGCCAGAUCGCAUCUGGGAUGAAGUUCCUGGCGUCGCUUAACUUUGUGCAUCGAGACUUGGCUACACGAAACUGCCUGGUCGGAGGAGAGCGGGGCGAAGGAGACGACAGGACAGGAGAGAGGCACAUUAAGAUCGCCGACUUCGGCAUGAGCCGUAACCUGUACGCCGGAGAUUACUACAGGAUCCAGGGGAGGGCUGUGCUUCCUAUCCGAUGGAUGGCCUGGGAGUGUAUUCUCAUGGGCAAGUUCACUACAGCCAGUGAUGUGUGGGCGUUUGGAGUGACUCUGUGGGAGAUGCUGAGUGUGUGUCAGGAGCAGCCCUAUGGUCACAUGACUGAUGAGCAGGUCAUCGACAAUGCAGGGGAGUUCUUUAGAGACCAAGGAAGACAGGUAUAUCUGGCUCGGCCGGCGGUUUGUCCCCAGGGCCUGUACGAGCUGAUGUUGAGCUGCUGGAACAGAGACUGUAAACUCCGACCCUCUUUCACACAAAUCCACUCCUUCCUCACCGAGGACGCCAUGAACAUGGUGUAAAGAGACGGACGCACGAGACAAGUGAAUCUCUCCUUCUCGCAGACGAGAGCCGUUUUUUGUAGCCUGCACAAGCUGGUGGAGGUGAUAGUUGGUGUAGAAGUAGGCGGAGCUAAGCACUCUUAUGUAAAUUUGCGUAAUUUACCUUUGGCAGGUCAGGGCUGAGAGAUGCUGCUGGUUCGGUUCUCGUGCUUGACCCUGCUUCAGACCUAGAACCCUAAUCCCUACACCCUAAACCUAAUGUUAGUUAAUCUGUAAUCCUGAACUAAUCACAAAUCUGCAGUUCAUCUUAAAUCUCUUACUGAUCACUGAUAAAAAAAAAAAAACAUGUUACACUACAAGGUGGAGGGCUUUUCUAUUGCUGAAAACUAUGUAGACUGUGAACUAAUUAGUUGAUGUUAUUACACGCAUAAACUUCCCAGCGAAUAAAAAUGUACUUAAACAUAGCACAAGAAAGCACAGCAGUACGCAUAGAAAUGUUUAUCUGGUAGUUAGGAGUGAAUUCUGUCUAAUCUCAGUAUUCACGCUGGGUUCAGGGGUUCUUCAUUCCGAUCUCAAGCCUUUUUUUGCUGGGUUCAGUGGUUGAUGUGUAAUUGCUAAAUCCGAAGCACAAGGCUACAGCACUUCUCUCAGAGUAACUCAGUAAGCAGGACUCAGUAAGCUUGGUUGAGGGAUUUUCAUUUUUUUUGUAGAAUUACGUGCUUCUUUUUGAGGUAUUUUAUUUUCACAUCGUAAAAUCACAGACAUGGUGCUCCAUAACCAUUUGGACACAUUCUCCAAAAAUCAAACAUUUUAGCCUUUCGUUACCUGCUGUGAAGUUAUGUAGACAUGAGACAUGAGUAACAUUGGAAAAUUUUGCCCAGGGAAUCAAGUCACAGCUUCAUUUCUGUUCCAGAUUAAACAGAGCUGUUGCUUUACAGAGUACAGUGCUGGAUGGGGCUCAUCCCAAUGACUGUAUAUAUGUGAUGGACCACAAAAUUUCUCUGAUGACGUCCAGCGGCAGGCCGUAAUUGAUGUUGUACCCCAGUCUCACACACACACACACAGAGUCUUAAUUAAAGAUGUGUCCAUGUACACAUACAUACACUAAUGACUUACAGGUAGAGAUGUUAUGUUUGGUAGAACGUGUCCAGAAGGUCAGGUCAAUGUCAGGUUCCGCGUUGAUGUUCGUAUAAUGAUGGCAUUGAGGAUGAAGCUUCCAACAUGGGUCUAGUCAGCUGGUCAUCUUGAGUAGUCUGGACAAUUACAGAAACGCUAAUUAUUAUAUCAGACAUCAUUAUAUCAUUGACCUAUAAAAGCAACAAAACAUUGGUACGACUAAUAACAGUAUAAAGUCUAACAUAGAAAAGGAUAUCUCCCGGCACUUUAAUAGGAACACCUGUGCAUUCCUGCUCAUAGCCAGACAGCCAGUCAUGUGGCAGCAGUGCAAUCCUGCAAGAAGAGCUUCAGGUCAUAUUCACAUCAGACUUCAGAAUGAGGGAAACUUAUGAUCUCUGAGGCUUUGGGCUGGUUUGAGUAUUUCAGAUAUGCUGAUCUUCUUGGAUUCUCCUGUACAGCAGUCUAUAGAGUUGCAGAAAACAUUCAGUGAGCAGCAGCAGUUCUGUGGGUGGAAAUGGCUCAUUGAUGAGAAUCAGGCUGACAGGAAGGCUAUAGUAACUCAAAUGAUCACUUUUUACCACUGGGGUGAGCAGAAAAGCAUCUCAGAAAGCAUCUCACAUCAUACCUGGAUGUGUGAUUGAGCUACAACAGCAAAAUACCACAUAGGAUUCCACCGCUAUCAGCUAAGAGCAGGAAUCUGAGGCUACAGCGGGCAGCCAAACCGGACAAAUAAUAACUAUUGAAAAAAAGUUGUUAAUUAGUUGUUAAUGUCUGAUGUGAACUUUAAGAAACUUUCGAAUUCUAGUGGCAUGAUUGUAUGGAGUGGAUUUGAAGCUGCCAGAUGAUUGCCUGAUUAAGUAUUUGCAUGAAUGUUCCUAAUAAAUUGGACAGCCAUUGUAUAUAAAUUAAAGCUAGGCUUUAAUAAGUCUAGGCUAUGAUUAAAAAAAAAAAAAAAUGGAAUAGAUUUUUCCAGAAUCCCAUAUUUGACCUGGUUUCCAUCAGCUUUGUUUUCUUGGUCUUUUUUAUCCAGUGUGUAGGAGUUGUAGUUUUAUGCUUCUUGAGCACUAGGAGGCUCUCAAGCAACUACAUGCUUGUUAUUCUUCAACACAGUUGGCAGAAAAGCUUCGACAGCUUCACAAAGCUUGACAUCUGUGUAUAAAAAGGAAUGGCACACCGACUGAAAAGGCCAGAUUGCGAAUAUAGUACUGAGAUUGCUCCUAUCUCAAGACAGAGGAAUGAUGAUCAUCAUAUUUGAGCACUGAUACUCCAAAGCCUCAUCUUAUACUGCGAUCACCUGCUCUUAUAAUAACCUUCAUUGCAGUUUCCUAAAUCACCUUGCGAGGAUAAUAAGCUGAUAUUUUCAGUAAUUCAAACAAUAAAUUAAACAUCAUUCUAAUAACAAGCAAAUAAUAACAAUAAUAUGUGUUUUAGGGAGCUUUCCCUCUGUUAGUGUAGUCUGAAACGGAGCACUGGUUCACAUGAAUCAUGUGAAAGCUGUCACGUGGACCAAGGAAGCGCGGUGCGGUGUAGAACCCGAGCCUCCCUGUAGGAGGUGGUGUGAGUUCGGUUGCACUGGAACUGUGCUGUGAUUCCCGUGAAUGUGAAGGCAGGCAGCUUGUACUCGGGCCUGCACUUUUUCAGGAAGUAACCUGAGUGUGUGUUUCAGUUGGUGAUGAAUUCAUUAGUUGCCACCAUACACAUGUAACAUGAGGGGUAGGUGAGUGUUGUGGGACACAGUGAGCUGUAUUCAGAAAAGCAAUGAAACAAGAAUGCACACAUAUAAUAGCAGCAAGAGUUUCAUGUGAGUCUGAAACCAGCGCCACAGGAGUCACAGGAACAAUCACACUCGGAUUCAGAGCACAGCAAACAUGGCCAGUGUAAAAAAAAAACCCACCUUACACAACUGGUGGACCCUGACAAUGGUGAUUUGAUCAGUUAGACUUGGAAUUGUUUCUCAUUUAUCCGUGUAGAGAUUCGUUGUAUUCAAUAUGGCUGAACUCUUCCACAUCUCCUGAGCUACAAAACAACACAGUGCAGGAAUCAGGAAUCAUCCUCCACCUUAUAUACAGUCAUUGACUCCAUCCUUCUUCUUUACACCACCGUUUACUGGUUAAUAACUAUAACAUACUGCCCAAUAUAGCCAGUGAAUGUGAAAGUUCUGAGCUGAGUUCAGCAGAGAUUACUGACUGACCAGAUCUCUGAAAACCUGUUAUGAAUUACUGACUGACCAGAUCUCUGAAAACCUGCUAUGAAUUGCUUGAUAUGGUCAAUAAACCGUGUUUAGUUGGAGUGUAAAUAUGUUUAUCGAGAGAUGCAGGACUGUUAUGCCGUGAUGGUCAUCCAACGCUACAAGAGGCUUUAUUUGCACUUUACUGUCGGCUGUGACGUCGAGAAUAUGACGCUCGGCGAUAGCAGAGCCGUUACACAUCUUUUUGUUCAUUUUCAGUGGGAAUGAGUACAAGAAGUAGAUCAGAAUGCUGGUUUCAGUCCCGUCCCCCUCCCUCCCUCCUCUUUUUUAUUAUUGUUCUCUUGUGGCACUUCGGCAGUGAGUGGAUUUAGUAAUGGGACAGAUGUGCAGGCUGUGUGUAACCUACAGAUGUGAGGUGUGGGAGAAAAGGUGGGCGGAGUUUGAGGUGUCUAAAGCCACCAGCUUAACCCUACAUCCUGUACCCUUCAGAUGGAGAAGAAUGUGACACACAAAUGGUUAUGUUGCCAUGUCAGACGUCCUUUUUUUUUUUUUUUUUUUUUUUUU